This is a messenger RNA of Hypanus sabinus (Atlantic stingray), 1976 nucleotides long. RefSeq names its product gastrula zinc finger protein XlCGF7.1-like. Gene Ontology annotation, cellular component: nucleus. Gene Ontology annotation, molecular function: 2-oxoglutarate-dependent dioxygenase activity; recombination hotspot binding; histone H3K36 methyltransferase activity. The record is from RefSeq and is a predicted model, not a curated record. The transcript has 2 exons. Bases 190 to 1017 code for a protein of 275 amino acids. NCBI's taxonomy places the organism in Eukaryota, Metazoa, Chordata, Chondrichthyes, Myliobatiformes, Dasyatidae. Gene Ontology annotation, biological process: positive regulation of reciprocal meiotic recombination.
CCCAGCUCGAAGAAGAAGGAUCGAUUAUCUGGCCAAUGGAGAUCACCUAAUUCAGUGGUAUAAAUUGGGAAAGUGGUCUGAGCAAAGGUCUCCAAGUUCCUGAAGUCAGCCAUCAUAGUGCCUGUCCCGAAGAAAACAAACAUCAACAAUUUGAAUGACUAUCAUCCAGUUGCCCUCACACCAGCAAUAAUGAAGUGCUUUGAGAGAUUGGUCCUCUCCCACAUUAAAGUCACCAUCCCUACUAUACUGGACUCACACCAGUUUGCCUAUAAAGCAAACAAGUCUGCGGAGGAUGCCAUCUCAUUCGCUCUUCACACUGUCCUGACACAUCUGGAGGGAAAGGGCAGAUACAUGAGGAUGUUGUUCGUUGAUUAUCACUCUGCUUUUAAUACUGUCAUCCCCAGCAAGCUCAUCUCCAAACUCCACCAGCUGGGCCUCAGCUCAUCACUCUGCAACUGGGUACUGAAUUUCUUGUCAGAGCUUUCACAGUCAGUGAGACUGGGCCCUCACCUGAACUCCACUACUAUCCUGAACACUGGUAUGCUACAAGGUUGUAUAUUGAGUCCCAUACUCUGGUCCCUCUUCGCGUACAACUAUGUACCUGUAUUUAACACCAAUACCAUCGUCAAAUUCACAGACGACACAACAGAGAUUGGGUUGAUCUCCAACAGAGACAAAUCAGCGUACAGAACGGAAGUACAGAACUUAGUGAGCUGGUGCUCAGAGAAUAACCUGUCUCUUAAUACAGCAAAGACUAAGGAGCUAAUUAUCAACUUUGGAAAGUCACAGGAUGAUGAGUAUGCUCCAGUCUUCAUUAACGGAGACACAGUGGAGAGAGUGUCCAGUUUCAGGUUUCUGGGAAUACACAUCUCAGAAGACCUUACAUGGUCCACUAACACCACAACAAUAGUUAAGAAAGCACAGCAACGCUUGUUUUUCCUCAGGACGCUGAAGACAGCUGGUCUACCUGAACAGAUGCUGGUGACCUUUAACCGCUGCACCCUAGAGAGCAUUUGAACACACUGCAUCUCUGUGUGGUAUCUCAGUCGUACAGCAGCUGAUAGGAAAGCGCUUCAGCGGGUCGUCUCUAGUGCACAGAAGAUCAUCGGGACACAGAUCCCAGCCCUGGAGGACACCUACAGCCCACACUGCCUAAGGAAAGCUACAAGCAUCUGUAAGGACAAUACACACCCAUGCAAUCAUGUGUUUGAACUUCUUCCAUCUGGCAGACAUUAUAAGAUUUUCUAUGCCCGCUCUUCCAGACUGAAAAAUAGCUUUCUCCCCAGAGCUGUAAUUGCUCUGAACCAAUCGAUAAAGUAUCAUCCAUAAAUUUGUGAUAUUGCUACUUUUAAUACUGGUUUUAAGGCUGUCACGCAUCGGAGUCGCACUUUCGUACCGCCGGACGUUGCUUGUACUGGCUGGUUACUGGAUUUUAUCUAUUGUUUAUUUAUUUUAUUUGUUGUUUUAUAGCAUUGAGUACGAGAGUUGCAAACAUAUUUUUGCUGUAUCGGUGCAUGAAAAUUAUACUAUGCAAUGACAAUAAAGGUAUUUCAUUUCAUUUCAUAACUUGACUUUCAGUCCUGUUAUCAUCCACGCGAUGACACAGGCUUGUUCUUGCCCAUCCCUUCAGCUCAUCCAUAUCCCCACAAAGUCUCUCCACAUCCUCCUCAGGCCCAGUUCAUUCACACAGAACAGAUUUAUUUAUAAUCGAUGCAGAAUACAAAUGUACCUGCAGUUCCAGGGGAAACAACCCAAAUGUGUCCAGUGACCUGGGUCCAAACCUGGAUGUGAUCAACAGCAGCAAUAACUGCAGAAUCAGUUCCUGCAGUCACUUGUGAACUCACCACUGGCUCAGCAGCUGCCGUGUUUAAAUGCCCUGCGUACAUUUAAAAUUUCCCUUCAGUGAGAAGUGAGUUUGUUGAUGUCAGCAGAAGUGAGAUGACUGAAUGAAGUUCAACAGGGCAGGUGAAUGGUCU